Molecule: messenger RNA, 753 nt
Organism: Triticum turgidum subsp. durum (durum wheat)
Lineage: Eukaryota; Viridiplantae; Streptophyta; Magnoliopsida; Poales; Poaceae
Source: the annotation of a GenBank genome assembly
AUGGAGCAGCAGGAGGAGGCACCGACGUCGACGACGAUGACGGUGUCGCUGGCCACGUCGCCCAAGCCGGCGCCGGCGAGCAACGGCAGCAAGAAGCAGCUGCCGUCGCGAUUCCGCCGGGUGUGCGUCUUCUGCGGGAGCAGCCCGGGGAGGAAGCCGGCGUACCAGCUGGCCGCCGUGCAGCUCGGGCAGCAGCUGGUGGAGCGCGGCAUCGACCUCGUGUACGGCGGCGGCAGCGUGGGGCUGAUGGGCCUGGUGUCCCGCGCCGUGCACGGCGGCGGCGGGCGCGUCACGGGCGUCGUGCCCCGGUCAGUGCUCCCGCGCGAGCUCAUCGGCGAGACGCCCGGCGGCGAGGAGGUGAAGGCCGUGUCCGGCAUGCACCAGCGCAAGGCCGAGAUGGCCCGCCGCGCCGACGCCUUCGUGGCGCUCCCCGGCGGCUACGGCACGCUGGAGGAGCUGCUGGAGGUCAUCACCUGGGCGCAGCUCGGCAUCCACGAGAAGCCCGUGGGAUUGCUGAACGUGGACGGGUACUAUGACUUGCUGCUGGCGUUCAUCGACAGGGCGGUGGAGGAGGGGUUCGUGGCACCGGCGGCGCGGCACAUCAUCGUGGCGGCGCCCACACCCGGUGAGCUGCUAGCCGCGCUGGAGGAGUACGUGCCGGCGCACCACGACGCCUCCUCCGUGAAGCUCAGCUGGGAGUCGUCCGUGGACACCAGGACCUGCUCACCACCCAAGCCAGACAUGUCACGCUAG